Molecule: messenger RNA, 3126 nt
Organism: Silurus meridionalis
Lineage: Eukaryota; Metazoa; Chordata; Actinopteri; Siluriformes; Siluridae
Gene: actn1
Product: actinin, alpha 1
Exons: 22
Coding region: 177-2945 (922 amino acids)
Biological process (GO): actin cytoskeleton organization; muscle cell development
Cellular component (GO): Z disc; stress fiber; cell junction
Molecular function (GO): actin filament binding; calcium ion binding
Source: RefSeq, a predicted model, not a curated record
UGAGGAGGAGUGAAUAUUCGGAGAGAAAGACAGAGAGAGAGAGAGAGAGAGAGAGAGAGAGAGAGAGAGAAAUAUCUCAGGUCUGUUGAUUCCCAGAUCAUUUAGCGGUGUUUGUCUGUAACUGAUAGAUAAUAUCGAUUGAUCGGAUCGGAUUAAAAUAAUCGAGAUCGCACAGCAUGGACCACCAUAAUCAUCCUCAUCCUCACCAGCAUUAUGACGGAGAGACGAACGAUUACAUGCAGCAGGAGGACGAUUGGGACAGAGACAUGCUGCUGGACCCCGCCUGGGAAAAACAGCAGAGGAAGACGUUUACAGCGUGGUGUAACUCUCACCUGAGGAAAGCAGGAACUCAGAUCGAGAACAUUGAGGAGGAUUUUAGAGACGGACUUAAACUUAUGCUCCUCCUAGAGGUCAUCUCAGGAGAGCGUCUGGCUAAGCCUGAGAGAGGGAAGAUGAGAGUGCACAAGAUUUCAAAUGUGAACAAGGCUCUAAACUUCAUCACUAGUAAAGGAGUUAAGCUGGUGUCUAUUGGAGCAGAGGAAAUUGUUGAUGGGAAUGCUAAGAUGACUCUGGGAAUGAUCUGGACCAUCAUUCUCCGUUUUGCCAUUCAGGACAUCUCAGUGGAAGAAACGUCGGCCAAAGAGGGACUUCUGCUGUGGUGUCAGAGAAAAACUGCUCCUUACAAAAACGUCAACAUCCAGAACUUCCACAUCAGCUGGAAGGAUGGUUUAGGAUUUUGUGCUCUUAUUCAUCGUCAUCGCCCGGAACUUAUAGAUUACGGCAAACUGCGCAAGGAUGACCCUAUGACCAACUUGAACACUGCGUUUGAUGUGGCUGAGAAAUACCUUGACAUUCCUAAGAUGCUUGAUGCAGAGGAUGUCAUUAGUACGCUGCGUCCCGAUGAGAAGGCUGUGAUGACGUACGUGUCGUGUUACUACCACGCCUUCUCUGGGAAGCAGAAGGCGGAGACAGCGGCUAAUCGCAUCUGUAAAGUUCUCGCUGUCAAUCAGGAGAACGAGCAGCUGAUGGAGGACUACGAGAAACUUGCCAGUGAUUUGUUGGAAUGGAUCAGAAGGACAGUCCCUUGGCUGGAGAACCGGGUUCCUGAGAGCACCAUGGCUGCCAUGCAGCAGAAGCUGGAGGACUUCAGAGAUUAUCGUCGAGUUCAUAAACCUCCUAAAGUUCAGGAGAAAUGUCAGCUGGAGAUCAACUUUAACACAUUGCAGACCAAACUGAGGCUCAGUAACCGGCCUGCCUUCAUGCCCUCUGAGGGCAAGAUGGUGUCGGAUAUCUCCAAUGCCUGGGGUGGUCUGGAGGGGGCAGAGAAAGGCUAUGAGGAGUGGCUGCUGAAUGAAAUACGCAGACUGGAGAGACUCGACCACCUUGCUGAGAAAUUCAGACAGAAAGCAGCUAUACAUGAGGCCUGGACAGAAGGAAAGGAGGCCAUGUUAAAUCAGAAGGACUAUGAGACAGUGUCUCUGUCUGAGAUUAAAGCUUUGCUGAAGAAACACGAGGCAUUUGAGAGUGAUCUUGCUGCUCACCAGGACCGUGUGGAACAGAUUGCUGCCAUCGCCCAAGAGCUUAAUGAGUUGGAAUACUAUGACUCUCCCAGUGUGAAUGCUCGCUGUCAGAAGAUCUGUGAUCAGUGGGACGCUCUGGGAAUUCUGACUCAGAAACGCAGUGAGGCCUUACAGAAAACGGAGAAGUUGUUGGAGACGAUUGAUCAGCUGUACCUGGAGUUUGCUAAAAGGGCAGCGCCGUUUAAUAACUGGAUGGAGGGCGCAAUGGAGGACCUGCAGGACACCUUCAUUGUUCACACUAUCGAGGAGAUCCAGGGCCUGAGCACGGCUCAUGAGCAGUUUAAAGCUACACUCCCAGAGGCAGAUAAGGAAAGACAGGCCAUCCUGGGAAUCCACAACGAGAUCACCAAAAUCGUCCAAACCUACCACGUCAACAUCACUGGCACUAAUCCCUAUACCACCAUCAAUCCCAAGGAGAUCAACACCAAGUGGGAGAGGGUGAGACAGUUGGUUCCUCAGAGAGACCAGGCGCUGAUCGAGGAACACGCUCGGCAGCAGAACAACGAGCGUCUGCGCAGACAGUUUGCUAAUCAGGCUAACAUCAUCGGGCCCUGGAUCCAGAACAAGAUGGAGGAGAUCGGACGUAUAUCAAUCGAGAUGCACGGUACGUUGGAGGAUCAGCUGAAUAACCUGCGUCAGUACGAGAAGAGCAUCGUCAACUACAAGCCAAAGAUUGAUCAGCUAGAGGGAGAUCACCAGCAAAUCCAGGAGGCUCUCAUCUUCGACAACAAACACACCAACUACACCAUGGAGCACAUCCGUGUUGGAUGGGAACAGCUCCUCACCACCAUUGCUCGCACCAUCAACGAGAUCGAAAACCAGAUUCUGACUCGUGACGCUAAAGGCAUCAGUCAGGAGCAACUCAGCGAGUUCAGAGCCUCGUUUAACCACUUCGACCGGGAUCACUCAGGCACUCUGGGCGCUGAGGAGUUCAGGGCGUGUCUCAUCAGUCUGGGCUUUGAUAUCGGAAACGACGCUCAGAAGAGAACAGGCUUGAUGGAUGGAGAGGAUUUCCGCACCUGUCUCAUCUCCAUGGGUUAUAAUAUGGGUGAGGCAGAGUUCGCUCGAAUAAUGAGCAUCGUGGAUCCUAACAGACUUGGGGUCGUGACCUUCCAGGCUUUUAUUGACUUCAUGUCUCGAGAAACAGCUGAUACGGACACAGCUGAUCAGGUCAUGGCUUCCUUUAAAGUGCUGGCUGGAGAUAAGAACUACAUCACAGCGGACGAGCUGAGGCGUGAACUGCCCCCUGAUCAGGCGGAUUAUUGUAUCUCACGCAUGGCACCCUACAGAGGGAGUGAUGCCGUGUCCGGGGCCCUCGACUACAUGUCCUUCUCCACCGCCCUGUACGGAGAGAGUGACCUCUGACCUCUUCACCUGGAGUCAACUUGCCUUCUGUUUAUCUCUCUCUCACACACACACACACACACACACACACACACUCCUGUUUUGUAUCUGCUGAGCUCACUGUGCUGAUCUGAGACCAGGCCCAAGUGUCCAUGCAGUUUAUUUAUACCCUUUGUAGUAAACUAGUGGAAGGAGAAGUACA